Zingiber officinale is the source of this 1539-nucleotide messenger RNA. RefSeq lists its product as uncharacterized. The record is from RefSeq and is a predicted model, not a curated record. Lineage: Eukaryota; Viridiplantae; Streptophyta; Magnoliopsida; Zingiberales; Zingiberaceae. The coding region runs from base 1 to 1539 and encodes 512 amino acids. The transcript has 8 exons.
AUGGUGAUCAGUGAUAGUUCCCCUGAGAGAAUUGUUACGCCAUUUGCUCAAAGGAUUCUUGACGAUCCAUUGCUAAAACAUUAUCAGAAUCUAAAUAUCGGAGAGCACUCUGGAACUACUGAUCCGGAAGAUCAUCUUUCUAAGUUUGAGAGUGCGGCUCUACUACAACAAUUUCCUGAUGGGGUCAAGUGUCAGAUGUUCCUUACUACUCUUGGAGGAGCGACUCAGAGAUCGUUCAAAAGAUUACCAGAAAAUUCUAUUCGGCACUUCAAGGAUUUCCGUUUGAUUCGAUUUUCGGCAGGGAUGUCUUUGAUGAAUACUUUUGCAGUCAUAGUCACAAGAAGACGAGUGUCGCUUUGUUUCGUGACUUGGAACAUCGCUGCUCUUAUGAUCAUAUUCCUUGUCUCGAUGAUCAUACACACUGGAGCACUGGUCGUCGAUGGUGAAGCUGAUGAUUCGCAUUUAGAAGCCCAUCUUAAACGCCUCAACAAACCUGCAGUGAAAACGAUGAAGACACAACAUGGAGACAUAUUUGAUUGUGUUCCUCUGUACAAGCAGCCUGCUUUCGAUCACCCUUUGCUAGCAGAUCACACAAUCCAGAUGAAACCGAGCUUUGUGCCCAACAAUAUGGACGAUGAUGCUAAUCAUAUUGGUAGUGAUCCAUUAAUAUCAACUAAGCCUCAAUUAGAGAUUGAAAGCUGCCCAGUGGGCACAGUUCCGAUAAGGAGAACUCAGAUUAGCGAUCUCCGUAGAGUUGCAAAGCUCCAAAACUACGGGAAGCGCGAUGAAUCUGAUCAUGAAAGACAAGAACAAGCAGGGGCGAAACUAGAACGAGGAGGCCCUUAUCUCGGAGCUAAAGGUUUAAUAAAUGUUUGGGAUAUCGAAGUCAAUGAUGGUGAAUGGAGUCAUAGUGCCAUUGAAAUUACAGACCAAAAAAGUGACUUCAUUGAAGCAGGAUUGAUGGUGCAUCCUCAACUGUUCGGUGACCAGAAAUCUCGUUUCUACACUUAUUGGACUGCAAAUGGGCACUACAGUACAGGCUGCUACAAUUUGCUCUGCCCGGGUUUCAUCCAAGUCAAUCGGAACAUUACAGUUGGUAGCGUAAUCUUCCCCACUUCUAGCUACAAUGGCUCACAAUACGUCUUGGACACAGUAAUAUACAGGGAUCUGGUGGAAAUGAAUUGGUGGUUGCAAAUUCAUGGAGAACCGGUGGGAUACUGGCCGAAAGAACUAUUCGGUGGGAGAUUUGAAGAAGCUAUGGAAGUGAAGUGGAUCGGGUCGGUCCUGAACUCGAUGAGCGACGGCGUCAGCCACACGCCGACAAUGAUGGGAAGUGGGCGGUUCCCGAAGGAAGGAUUUGGUAAAGCAGCCUUCUUCGAAAAUGUUGGGGUGAUGAAUUAUUUGGGACACUAUGAACGUCCCAUGUAUCCAAAGUUUUACCAGACCAAUAAGGGCUGCUAUGAAGUGGAUCCAGUCGUGCAAAAUAUCUACUUCUAUUUUGGAGGUCCUGGUGGUCGUUAUGCUGGCUGUACAAACUAG